Epithele typhae is the source of this 1353-nucleotide messenger RNA. RefSeq names its product alpha/beta-hydrolase. The coding region runs from base 1 to 1353 and encodes 450 amino acids. The record is from RefSeq and is a predicted model, not a curated record. The transcript has 7 exons. Lineage: Eukaryota; Fungi; Basidiomycota; Agaricomycetes; Polyporales; Epitheliaceae.
AUGGCUCCCAUCGACCCCAACUCAACGACCUUCACGCCGCCCGACCUGUACGAGCUUCCCUCCAGCCGCCCGCAGCCGCUCCUUCCUCUCAGACCACCACCACUAUGCAUAUACCCACCCGUCUUGCCGUCGCCCCCGCGCAAAUCGCUUCUAGACGCGACCUUCGCGCUCUCAACGCACCUGGUGCCCGCCGCAUGGCCACGAACGACGCCUGAAGUCCCGCUCCUGGAGCUGCCCACAUGGACCCCGGACAAGGACGCUUUCCGUGCCGCGGUCCGCAAGACAACGACGACGCUCAUGCAGACGACGGAGGAGCAUUGGAAGGGAGAGCUGGACGCGCUCCCGAGGAACGAGCGGCCAAUGUGGAGCUGCGUGAACAGGUACGUGAGGAAGGGGCUGAAGGAGGCGAACGGGGUCACGCUCUUCUGUGCGCACGCGAAUGGGUUUUCGAAGGAGUUAUGGGAGCCCGCCCUGCUCCACCUUGUCUCUCGGUAUUCGUCUAUCGCCAAGUAUGCGGUAGACGAGAUAUGGUCCUUCGAAGCGGCGAAUCAUGGAGACUCGUGCCUCAUCAACGAGCCCGCACUGGGCGGUAUAUUCAAUUGGAAAGACAACAGUCGAGACAUUCUCCACUUCCUCAAGUACUACCUCCCUGCCGUUCCCGACGCGGGAACCCUUCCCACCCACCUGUUGAGACUGGAUGCAACGGUGGCCCAUGCCCGCAGGGAGCACGGGAUCUUGGAACGCCGUUUGGUGUUCAUGGGUCACUCGUUUGGUGGAUGCUCCGUCGUCCGUGCAGCGUUGGCAGAACCGGCUUUGUUCAAGACACUCCUCCUAGUAGACCCGAUCCUCUCGAGCAUGGGACCGAGGAUGUCCAGCGAGGGGAUUGCUGAUCUAGUCCUUGGAGCUGUGGCGCGACGGGACGGAUGGUCAUCACGCGAAGAAGCGCACAGGCAGUUCGCUGCUGUGCCCUUCUUCCAGGCUUGGGACCCCGCUGCGCUCGACGUGUAUGUCGAGUGUGCGCUGUACGACGCCCCCGAUGGACAAGUUCGUCUGAAGAUGCCAGGAGGGUUGGAGGCGGCGAACUUCGCGGAGCGAUUUACCGCAUGCGAGACGUUUGAACUUCUCCCGCAGUUAGACCCGCGGAUUGAAACCCGCUUCGUCAUCGCUGGGAAACUAGAACCACAGGCUGCCGAACAGCGUCGACGCGCCGUGUGGCGACGGACGGAGAACACGUCGCACAUCAGGAUCCUGUCGUCGGGGCACCUUAUCCCGCAGGAGAAACCGGGCGAGCUGGCCGCAGAGCUUCAUGGCCUUCUUAUGAGACGAGACGGGAGCCAGAAAGCCCGGCUGUGA